AUGGCACACCUAGCAUCGCAUCUCUCCCAGCCUGCCAUUUACUCACCCUCAGUGGCGCGUGCUGCCGCUUCCACCGCCAAGGAUUGGUCCUACAUAGACGGCUGGCUGCGGACAAAAUUUCGAGGCCAGAACGUUCCUCCUUUUGAACGCAACGCCGACACGCUAAAGGCGCUGCUUGCUCUCGCGGCCCAGAAUGAAGCCGCAGACGAGGAGCGCGAACAAUUAAGUCGCAUCGAAGCCGCUGUCCUUAACGACGUCAAGACUGCCGAGGCUGAGGCCGAGGCUGAGGCUGAUGCUGUCGCCCGUCGCCUUCAGAAGACGGAGCUUGACGACGACGACGACGACGAUGAUGAUGAUGAUGAUGAUGAUGAUGACGACGACGACGACGACAACCACAACAACAACAAUGGCGGCACCUCCAUUGAUGCCACCUCCUUCGCAAAUGAUAUCGUGUCGGCCCUGGAGAACUCUCUGUCAAAGGAUGGCGCUGUCGCCCUAGACGCCAUGGCUUCUGUUGCCAUUGAGCUCGGCCUGCCCUGUCCCACUCCGGAAGAGCUGGGCUGCAAGUUUGUCGAGUUGCAGGCCCGGGCCUACGAGUUGGAACAGGCAACCGAACGCGUUGGUCUGCUGCAAAAGUAUCUUGAGCGGGAGUCCUCAAAGGCAGACACCUUUCUCCGGGACCUUCAAGGCAGCGAGUUCAUCCCUCCUCCCAAUCUCGCCAAGCAGAAUGCGGACCUCCAGAGCCGAGUCAAGUCCACGGCCGAGCAGCUGCCCGAGUUGUGCGCUCAGGCUGCGUCGCUCGAGGCAUCCAUCGGCGCCCCCAGCUUGACCGUGGACGAGGUCAGGCAGGACGAGCAAGACUAUCUGGCUAUUCUUGGCAAGAAAAAGGAGAUGGACGCCAGAGUCAAGGCCUUUGCCGGUCUACCACCUGACUUGGAGGCGGCAAGACAGGAACUGGAAGCUCUCCGCUCCCAACUCCGUGCAGCAACGCAGAAGCGCGAUGCUGGCUGGGAAGGUUUGGUCGAGCGGGAAAGCCCUUUCAAGCCUCGCAGCAGGAGACCCAAUUAA
Molecule: messenger RNA, 1068 nt
Organism: Pestalotiopsis fici W106-1
Lineage: Eukaryota; Fungi; Ascomycota; Sordariomycetes; Amphisphaeriales; Sporocadaceae
Exons: 1
Coding region: 1-1068 (355 amino acids)
Biological process (GO): spindle assembly
Cellular component (GO): cytosol; HAUS complex
Source: RefSeq, a predicted model, not a curated record